AUGACGUCCUUCUAUGGCGACAGUUAUAUAUCAUUGCCGCUGCAAGAAGCCAAGAGUACCUCGGACAUCCGGUUCCGUUUCCGGACUCACCGCACAGAUGCACUGGUAUUGCUUGCGGCAGGCCGAAUCGACUACUGCAUGGUGCGGCUGGAAAACGGAAGGCUCAGUGUCCGGAUAAACCUCGGGGCGGGAGAGUCUGAGGUGACAUCGCCCGAGGGUCUCGUGCUAAACGACAUGUCAUGGCACGACGUACUCAUCACCCGACAAGAAGCAAAUCUCACUCUCACAAUAGACACGGUUCACUCAGUCAAAAAACGUCUUCCAGGCAGAUUUUUCGAAUUGAAUAUCCAUUUUGGGGUUUUCAUAGGAGGUCAAGGAGAUUUUUCGGAGCUAUUUCUUGGUCAUAUGGAUAAUUUUCGAGGAUGCAUAGCAGAGGUAUCUUACAACAACGUAUCAAUUUUGCAAAAGGCUAGGGAAAGAUCUGGUCAAGUACAAGUAAAUGCCGUUACUUGGAAUUGUGCCGCUGAAUUUGACGCGGACGUCAACACAGACAUCAGCUUCGUACAGGAUAGUGCCUAUAUGAUGUUGCAGAAAGCGUCGUCCAGGGCUGGGGCAAGAUGGCAAUUCGAAAUCAAGACGCUAGUAAAUCACGCAACCCUGCUGUACAACACCGGCCAGUCUUCAAGGGCAGAUUUCGUGGCAGUCGAAAUAAUCGAAGGGCGCGUCCGAAUUUUGUUCAAUAAGGGCUCGGGUGGUGUUACAGAACUCUAUAGUCCUGUAUUCGUGUCAAACGGCAUUUGGCACAAGUUAGACGUCACUUUUAAUCCCGCAAUGGUCGAGCUAAUAGUUGAUAAUGAAAAACUAAGCAAUAAACUGCCUCAAAACUCCAGACAUUUAGAUUUAAGCGAAAAUUACUAUAUUGGUGGAAUUGAAGAAUCGAAGCGUGCGAGAGCCUCUGGAAAAGGACUCAAAACUGUAGAACAUAGUUUCAAGGGUUGCAUUCGCGGCAUAGAUCUCGACGGACAUGCCAUUGGUUUGCCGUCGAUGCGCGUAACGCAGGGUACGGCAGGCGAGUGCGUGUGGAGGUACCCGUGCUCCGAGCAGCCACAGCCCUGCUCGGCCGAGGCGCAAUGCGAGCAGAGGGGCGUCGAUGGAUUCAAAUGCGAAUGCGACCAAAAGAUGUGCGUUAACCCGGACUAUGCGGAAAAGUACAAGGUUUUCUCUAAAAAUUUAGCAGUCGAUUUGGAAAUGCUAUCUCUGACCCCGUUAGAGUGUCCAGAAGGGGAGACUAGACCAAUUAAUCGAAAUAACAUUCAUAUGGUACUUGAUUACCCAAAAUUUGGAGUGAGAGAUACGGACGUACUGUUUCAUGUAAUCGAACUGCCGAAACAUGGCCAAUUGAGCUUUGAUUUGUGGACACAGCAGAUCAACCAAGACAAACUAUUCACAUUGCUCGAUUUGAGUGAAGGAAAAGUGAACUAUAUCCACGAUGGAACAGAGACAAGAAAAGAUUUCGCUAUUUUUGAGUUGGAAUUAAGAGUAGACGAGUCGAGAUUUGCUCUGCCGAUUUACCUGCAAGGUAGACACAGAUUUGCACUCCAUUUUAACAUAACUCCCGUAAACGAUCCGCCCGUCUUAUUUGUUAAUAAACAGAAAACGUUCCAGAUGGCUCAAGCUUUUACCGGGACAUAUAGAAGAAAUAAAGUGAGGGUCUUGAAAUUUACGCAGAAGGAUUUGAACGAUGGCUUGAUAUCUUACGUGCAUUUAGGGGAAAAGAUAACUCCCAAGAACAACUCCACUAAGCUAAUUUUCCAAGUAUCGGAUGGCAUAGAAUCGAGUCUCCCGGCGACCCUUAGACUCUCUUUUAUUCCGUUACAACUUCGAUUAGUAAAUAAUACAGGCUUAAUACUCGUCUAUAAAGCAUUUGCGUUUAUAACUGAAAACCAUUUAAAAUUCACGAGUAAUGUAGAAGAUGGACUCGUAAGCGUAAAAUAUGAAAUAGUAAAGUCUCCGACUUUUGGCUGUGUUCAAAAGCUACGUCAAAUUGAUUCAACUUGGCAAUGUGUGGACUACUUUACAAAUACUGAAGUGUCGCAAAACCAGGUGCGAUAUUUGCACAGCGUAAGUCUACCGAAAUAUGAUGAAUUCAAGUUCCGAGCUUUAGUGAGAGAUACAAGCAGUAGUGUAUACGAUUUCAGAAUAACAUUUACAAAAUUGAAAAUCAGCGUCCAUACCCAUCAACCCCUUCAAAUGAAUGGUACAAAAGAAGCAAUAAUAUCUAUGAAUAAUUUACUGUACCAAACUGAACCGAUGCCUUCCUCUCAUGCCAAUAUUGCUUACAAGCUUACAAGUCUUCCAAAAUACGGUUUUUUACAUUUAGGCAAAAAACAAAUUCAGGUUAACGGUGUUUUCACCCAACAAGAUUUGGACCAAGACCGUGUGAAAUAUGUAUUAUAUCGAACUGCCCACUCGCCAAUACUAGAUGAAUUUUUCUACAAAGUAUCAAUAGCGGAAUGUGAAGAUCGUUAUGGGUCAUUGACAAUAAAUUGUUCUCCGUCAAUUACUAAUGAAACAGUAAUACUCACAUCGUUGAAAGUUGAUGAAGGUGCUCGCGUCGGAAUUACAAAGUCGCAUUUCAAUUUUGAUGCGACUGGUAUAAAAGAUUUGACUUAUAACAUAAGUAUAGGACCAAAGCACGGAGUUUUACAAAUUGUCAUGAAGGACAAGAAAAUAAGAAGUAAUAUAAAGUUUUUUACCUCACAAGAAUUAGAUGAUAAUGAAGUAUUUUAUGUUCAUGAUGACUCUGAAAGUAAAAAUGAUAGUUUUUAUUUUAUGGCACUCUCGGAUGAGAAGCAUGAUUUUCAGUAUGUUGGCGCGUUUCGCAUAAACGUAAAUCUGAAUAACGAUAAUAGUCCUAAACAGGCUUUCAAUAAGAUAUUCCACGUUGUUAAUCAUGGUUCGAAAUUAAUUACUCGAAAAGAUUUGCUUUACAUUGAUGCUGAUAUAGACACUAAACCGGAAAAUAUAAUAUACACCAGAGAAGAAAUAUCCUUUGGCAACAUUUUUAACGUGAAUAAUAUGAUUAAACCCAUAUACAAGUUUACUCAGCAAGAUGUAAAUAGCGGUAAAAUUCUAUUUCAACAUGAAGGUGAAAGUAAUGGCAAAAUAAACUUCUUGGUAAACGAUGGUGAAUUUGACGUUAAUGGCUUUUUGGAAGUUAAAGCUUCUGAACCAUUCAUAAGAAAUUUGAUAAGCAACGGGUCAAUAGUUCAAAAUGGAAAAUCUAUCACAAUAUCCAGUGAGGAUUUGGAUAUCGAAACGAAUAUAAAUUGUAAAAAUAAAGAUAUUAUUUACGAGGUUGUGGAUGGUCCAAACCAUGGUAGCAUCAAAGUAAAUAAUAUAACGACAAACACUUUUACUCAAGAAGAUUUAAUCAAGGGCAUCGUAUGCUACGAAAGUACUACCUAUUCUACUAGUCGAGACAAUUUUAAAUAUCACUUAUCGGCACUUAAUACUUCAAUGGAUGGUAAUUUCUACUAUAUCAAAGUGUAUCCGGCUAGUUAUUGGGAGCCCUUGCAAAUUGUAGCAAACAAUUCGCUUUUAGUUGAAGAAUCCACAAGUGCUGUAAUAACUAAACAGCAUUUAGAUGUAUUGCAUCCAUUAAUACCGGCAUCUGAUAUAAUGUAUAUAAUAACUGAAAUGCCAGAAUAUGGAUAUCUAGAAUUGCAAAAAAACACUAUGGUGGGUGAAGAAGAUAUUCAAGAUACUAGAAUAUUUGAUCAAUCAGUCAUCAAUGCUGGAAAAUUGCAUUAUAUUCAAUCAGGAGUCAAUAAAACAGCAGAUAGAAUAGUUUUUAAUAUAUCUAAUGGCAUCACAACAUUGCCGAAUUUAGCUCUCAACGUUGUUAUUCUACCUGAACAUAUAUACCUCGGAACCGACGAUUUAUAUGUUGUAGAAGGUAAAUCGGUAGUUCUCCAAAAUAAUCUACAAAUUUUGUCAGACUACUAUAGGGGUAAAGUAACAGAGUUUAAGAUUAAGAAACAACCUUCCUAUGGUAUACUAACCUUUGGUAAACUCAAAGAUAAAAUAACAAGGUUUUCAUAUAAACAGUUAGAAGCAAAUGCCGUAGUAUAUGUACACAACGGUAGUGAAAAUUUAGAAGAUAGUGCUGUAAUAAUAGCAAUUGUUGACAAUAGGGAAAGCCUUCCAAGCACUUUGAAAAUUCAUGUUACACCGAUCAAUGAUGAGACUCCAACUAUAUUAACAAACAGUGGUCUUGAUAUGUGGAAAGGAGGAAUUGGAGUAAUUGGAGCAAAUGAUUUAUAUGUAAAAGAUAAUGACACGCCGCCAGAAAACUUGACAUUUAAUGUUUUAGUGGUAAGAGGCGGACAUGUUGCUCUUUCUGGAUCGCCUAACGAACCAAUAUUCAGUUUCACCCAAGAUCAAAUAAUCAAUGGCAAAAUCUCAUUCGUGCAUACAAACGAUACUAGCGGCAAAAUCCUUUUCACGGUCAGUGAUGGUAUACAUUCGACGCCCGAACAAAGUUUUUACAUAACAACAAAUCCCGUCACGUUGAAACUAAUUACUAAAAAUAAUUUUCACAUAUUUCCAUUAUUGAGAAAGCCGCUCACGCCUAACCAUUUGUUGACAAUAUCAACUGAUAAUGGCAGGGAAAUAAAAUAUAUUGUAAAAUACGGACCCACUCUCGGCAGAUUGGUUAUGGAAUCAGAUGACGGCUCUUUUAGUCAAGUAACUCAUAGUUUUACACAGGCCGAUAUUAAUAUGAGUCGAAUAUUUUAUGAGCAUACUCAUCCUUUCAGUGAUAUGAAUGCUAAUGAUUCCAUUAUAUUUGACAUUGCUUCAAAUUUAGCUGAAACGAUUACAAAUGAGCAUUUAUCUAUAGACAUAUCAGUAUCAUCGGGCGGCUUGGACAGAUGUUUAUCAGUACCUCCAUUACUUUUGCCAGAGGGUGGAACAGCCGUUGUACGAUUUAAUUUGUCUUCCAUUGUUGAAUUUUUAGAGAGCCACGCAGGUCUUAUGUCGCCCAUUGUCCAUGCGCAUGCAUCGCAACCUCAGCAUGGUGUAAUAUCGUUUAUGCAGGAUCCUAAUAUCACUAUAUAUAGUCAAAAUGAACUAGAUUCAGGACAAGUAAAAUAUCAACAUGAUCACUCAGACACAGUUGAAGAUUUCAUAAAACUUGCGAUCUAUCUGUUACCGGAAUACAUACUUCUUUGCAACGUGACCAUUCCUAUAAAGAUUACGCCUAUAAACGAUCAACCAUUCCGAUUGGUAACCCAAGCGCCGCACGUGUCGGUUGUGCAGGGCGAAAAUAUAACAUUAAAUUCUGAAGACCUGCUAACAGAAGAUUUAGAUACUCCUCCUGAAGAACUUUUGUACGACAUAAUAAGCGGUCCCACGCAAGGCAGAUUAAUUUAUAGACAAAAAAAUCAUGAUACCAAUACCUUCGAAGAAACAAUAAACAUCAAUAAGUUUUCUCAAGACGACAUCAACAACGAAAGGAUAAUUUACGAACAUUCCGGAACUACUCAGAUGACGACAUUCUACUUCCGCGUGUGGGAUGGCAAAUUCAAACCAGCGUACACAGUUUUCAAUAUACAUGUUCUUCCGGUCGAAUUGAAUAUCACUUCAGGCGAACCAAUAUAUUUGCAACAAGGAUCUAAUGUUGCAUCGUUGAGGAAGGAACAGUUCAUUGUUGACACCAAUGCCAAUCCGAAUAGAAUAUUUUUCAAUGUGACGCGUUCUCCAAGGGAUGGAGUUUUGUAUGUGAAAGAUACUGAUAUGACGACAGCCAAUGAUAGUUUUCAGGUUAUGGGAUAUAUAGGGACCAUUGCACAAAUAACAAACAUAGAAGUGAACGUCGAAGUUCAACCUUUAAUGCAGAUCAGUCCGUUAGCUGUUCUGAUGGGUGACAAGACCAGGAUAUCUUUGCGAUCUUUGGAUGCUACACACGCUAGCAAACUAACAAGCAGCAAUCCCACAUAUCGUAUAAUACGUAAACCACGUUACGGAAAAUUGAAGAAAAUAAUUAGAUCUACCGGCGAGCACAGAACACAGAGUCGCGAAGUAGGCCAAUUUACACAUGAAAGAAAUACUAAGCGGUGUAUAUAUUUACGUUCCUAAGAAAUCAACAGAUACGAUUCACUUGAGGAUAUAAAAUUUACGGUAGCGGCGUCUAUUUUUCAGCCCGCUGUGGCAGAACUUAAGAUCAAACUCAUGGUACAUAACACUAUUAAUGAGCUGCCAGGACCAGGAGACCCCGAAAGUCACGAAGGAGGCAUGCAGGUAGCCAGUCCCAACAUGAGCAGUGACUAUCUCUUAAUAGUAAGCAUGGUAGGAGGAGUCGUACUAGGAAUAGCCGUAGCAGUAAUCAAAUGCCGUAACAUGGAACCGAUUAAAGAAGAUCUGAAUAAGACGCAAACUAUACCACUGCCUAGACCACCUGAUCAUCUAAUGCCGCAUUCCCCUCAUGUCAAACGAUAUAUUUCAUCUGAGGAUUCGUUGCAGAUAGAUGACGAUAUGCCUCUACCAAGCCAUUCCGAUGUCCCUCACUGCAAAGUGAUCGCUUUGAGCCCAGUGGACUCAAUGUUAGGAUCUGAUAUUGAUAUGAAUAUCAGGUACCCAUAUGGAGAUGAUCUCAUAGAAGACUGGAGUACUUACGAUAUUUCCGAAAUUGAAUAUCCACACCGUACGACAAAUUCAAUGAUACAAAGGAGUCAAUACUGGUCUGACCUUUGCCUAACAAAAAAAUCGAACUUGUACCUACGCUACGCCGUUUUUACUAAGUUCGUUAACGGUGUUUUCACCCAACAAGAUUUGGACCAAGACCGUGUGAAAUAUGUAUUAUAUCGAACUGCCCACUCGCCAAUACUAGAUGAAUUUUUCUACAAAGUAUCAAUAGCGGAAUGUGAAGAUCGUUAUGGAUCAUUGACAAUAAAUUGUUCUCCGUCAAUUACUAAUGAAACAAUAAUACUCACAUCGUUGAAAGUUGAUGAAGGUGCUCGCGUCGGAAUUACAAAGUCGCAUUUCAAUUUUGAUGCGACUGGUAUAAAAGAUUUGACUUAUAACAUAAGUAUAGGACCAAAGCACGGGGUUUUACAAAUUGUCAUGAAGGAUAAGAAAUUAAGAAGUAAUAUAAAGUUUUUUACCUCACAAGAGUUAAAUGAUAAUGAAGUAUUCUAUGUUCAUGAUGACUCUGAAAGUAAAAAUGAUAGUUUUCAUUUUAUGGCACUCUCGGAUGAAAAGCAUGAUUUUCAGUAUGUUGGAGCGUUUCGCAUAAAUGUAAAUCUGAAUAACGAUAAUAGUCCUAAACAAGCUUUCAAUAAGAUAUUCCACGUUGUUAAUCAUGGUUCAAAAUUAAUUACUCGAAAAGAUUUGCUUUACAUUGACGCUGAUAUAGACACCAAACCGGAAAAUAUAAUAUACACCAGAGAAGAAAUAUCCUUUGGCAACAUUUUUAACGUGAAUAAUAUGAUUAAACCCAUAUACAAGUUUACUCAGCAAGAUAUAAAUAGCGGUAAAAUUAUAUUUCAACAUGAAGGUGAAAGUAAUGGCAAAAUAAACUUUUUGGUAAAUGAUGGUGAAUUUGACGUUAAUGGCUUUUUGGAAGUUAAAGCUUCUGAACCAUUCAUAAGAAAUUUGAUAAGUAAUGGGUCAAUAGUUCAAAAUGGAAAAUCUAUCACAAUAUCCAGUGAGGACUUGGAUAUCGAAACAAAUAUAAAUUGUAAAAAUAAAGAUAUUGUUUACGAGGUUGUGGAUGGUCCAAACCAUGGUAGCAUCAAAGUAAAUAAUAUAACGACAAACACUUUUACUCAAGAAGAUUUAAUCAACGGCGUCGUAUGCUACGAAAGUACUACCUAUUCUACUAGUCGAGACAAUUUUAAAUAUCACUUAUCGGCACUUAAUACUUCAAUGGAUGGUAAUUUCUACUAUAUCAAAGUGUAUCCGGCUAGUUAUUGGGAGCCCUUGCAAAUUGUAGCAAACAAUUCGCUUUUAGUUGAAGAAUCCACAAGUGCUGUAAUAACUAAACAGCAUUUAGAUGUAUUGCAUCCAUUAAUACCGGCAUCUGAUAUAAUGUAUAUAAUAACUGAAAUGCCAGAAUAUGGAUAUCUAGAAUUGCAAAAAAACACUAUGGUGGGUGAAGAAGACAUUCAAGAUACUAGAAUAUUUGAUCAAUCAGUCAUCAAUGCUGGAAAAUUGCAUUAUAUUCAAUCAGGAGUUAAUAAAACAGCAGAUAGAAUAGUUUUUAAUAUAUCGAAUGGCAUCACAACAUUGCCGAAUUUAGCUCUCAACGUUGUUAUUCUACCUGAACAUAUAUACCUCGGAACCGACGAUUUAUAUGUUGUAGAAGGUAAAUCGGUAGUUCUAUCCAAAAAUAAUCUACAAAUUUUGUCAGACUACUAUAGGGGUAAAGUAACAGAGUUUAAGAUUAAGAAACAACCUUCCUAUGGUAUACUAACCUUUGGUAAACUCAAAGAUAAAAUAACAAGGUUUUCAUAUAAACAGUUAGAAGCAAAUGCCGUUGUAUAUGUACACAACGGUAGUGAAAAUUUAGAAGAUAGUGCUGUAAUAAUAGCAAUUGUUGACAAUAGGGAAAGCCUUCCAAGCACUUUGAAAAUUCAUGUUACACCGAUCAAUGAUGAGACUCCAACUAUAUUAACAAACAGUGGUCUUGAUAUGUGGAAAGGAGGAAUUGGAGUAAUUGGAGCAAAUGAUUUAUAUGUAAAAGAUAAUGACACGCCGCCAGAAAACUUGACAUUUAAUGUUUUAGUGGUAAGAGGCGGACAUGUUGCUCUUUCUGGAUCGCCUAACGAACCAAUAUUCAGUUUCACCCAAGAUCAAAUAAUCAAUGGCAAAAUCUCAUUCGUGCAUACAAACGAUACUAGCGGCAAAAUCCUUUUCACGGUCAGUGAUGCCGCUCACGCCUAA
Ctenocephalides felis (cat flea) is the source of this 8946-nucleotide messenger RNA. Its product is annotated as chondroitin sulfate proteoglycan 4-like. NCBI's taxonomy places the organism in Eukaryota, Metazoa, Arthropoda, Insecta, Siphonaptera, Pulicidae. The record is from RefSeq and is a predicted model, not a curated record.